Messenger RNA from Aureobasidium pullulans EXF-150, 770 nucleotides. RefSeq lists its product as uncharacterized. The record is from RefSeq and is a predicted model, not a curated record. Lineage: Eukaryota; Fungi; Ascomycota; Dothideomycetes; Dothideales; Saccotheciaceae. The coding region runs from base 227 to 625 and encodes 132 amino acids. The transcript has a single exon.
UGAGUCGGGUCGAGUUCAUUCAUGAGACUUCAACUCCUUCAACUCUCACACUUUUGAGGCUGUUGCUCGAGUAUGAGAACCAACAGGUCCCUCCACAAUUCAACUCAAACACGACCAACCAAGGAAACUCUAUUCGUGCAGGGUGUGGGCACACAUAAGGGUGGGACCUGUCACUACAAACAUAUUCUUUGUUUCUCACGCCUCUUCCAUGUCAGUAGAGAAAAACAUGUCUCGAUCGCCAUUAAACACCAUCGCCGAGGAAACCUCUCCUCUGCUCCCCCAAAAUCAGGAGCCGACUGAAAAGACCACCGCAAACAAUCAACCACCACGUCCAACCUUAUACACACUCUCAUCGUUCCCGAAUCUUUCUCCUCAAACCUCCGCAUCAUCCUCUACUAAUUCAACCCACGACAUCGAAAGCCUUCUCACCCAAGUAUCCUUGAACAAAACCAAGGACAGAAACAACGACUCCGAUUCUCUUCACGGACCCGGGUUUUGGUUUCCCGAGAUCAUCUUUGGCGCGUUUCUUCUUCUGGGUGGCAUAGCUGUUGUGGGAUUUCUUUCUGUGUUUUUUGUUUGGUGUGUGCAGGUUAUGGCGGGUUGGUUCGGUGUGGGACCGUAUUGAAGGAUGUCAUUUGUUGGUUUCCUUGGGUCCUUCCAAUAAACCAGGAAGGGUCAGAUCUGCUCGUGCAAACCGCUUGUUGAGAUGUGGUGCUCGAGUGUGUGAGAAGCAGAGACAGGAACAUAGACACAAGUGUAAACAAAACCCA